GUUAAGAAUUUUAGUUUUUCUGACCCACGUGACCCAUAUACUUUGUUAUGAUUGGUCGAGUUUGAAUUUGGUUGAAAGUCACGUUCCCUACGUGUUCGCAAAUAACCUGGAACUGACAUCACAAUGCAAAGCCGAUGAAGCGUGUCCAUACAGGGAUAUAUUGUCAAACGAAACGGUAUGUUGGGGCUUCGAAAAGAACUGCGAUGCUGAAAAGAGAUUCGGUGGGAAAUCCCCCACCGUAGAUUGUGACGACGUAAGCAAAGAUCGUUAUUGGCAUCAGGCUGACUUCGGUUAUUUAAGAGACCAACUCAACGAACUGGACGAGACGAAAGUAUGCGAUUCCCCGAACGAAUCCUCGCUACAUUGUACCAAGUUCGGAUCGAUGUGUAAGGCACGUAAGUUGUAUCUUGAUCUGAGGGACGUCAACGACGGCCAGUCAGUUGUGGGGGAAGGUGGGAUCGGUGGGUUCUGUAAGUUGGAUGCAAAUAUGAGGUCAAAGGUCACCGAGGUCAAAAGGUCACUUAGCACGUGGGGGGAACAACUACAACAUUACACUCAGUUGAACUUUAACCCCUGGUCAAACACAAGCAAAUAUUGUGACGUCAUAGUUGAUAAACCAAUGCUAUUCGUCCAACUUGACUUUGGGGGAAACAUGUACCAUCAUUUCUGCGACUUCUUCAACAUUUAUUUAACGCAAAUGGCGAAUAAUUCGUGGUUCGGGACCGAUGUACAAAUCGUCAGAUGGGACCUGUCCUACAGGUACGGUGAGGUGUUUCGUGAGUCUUGGGACGCAUUCACGAAUCGUGAUCAUGUUUCACUUCGUGAGUAUAUGGGAAAAAGAGUCUGUAUCGCGGACGCCAUGUUUAGUUUCCUGCCCAGAACCAUACUUGGACUCUUCUAUAAUACACCAGUGGAGGUAAACUGCAGAGGUUCGUCCUUAUUUAAAGCGUUCUCGGAGCAUUUCCUUCAUAGAAUGGGUAUAACCAGUCACCCACCAACGAGUUUGCCGAAUCAACCGAACAAAAUACGAGUCACUCUGUUAGAACGAGGAUCGAACCCGAGAUACAAAAUUUAUAGACGAAUUUUAAACGUUGACGAACUGGGGAAUGCAAUUAGGAAAAUACCCGGUUUGGAAGUAAAUGUAGUUGAAUACCACUACGAAAAAAUGUCGUUUAAAGAUCAAUUAUCGAUGACACACAACAGCGAUAUAAUGAUCGGAAUGCAUGGAGCUGGUUUAACUCACUUUUUGUUCUUACCACCGUGGGCUGUCGCUUUUGAACUAUACAACUGUGGCGACAUACGAUGCUACCGCGAUUUACCGCGAUUGCGCGGCGUUCGUUAUAUCACGUGGGAGGAUGACUCGAAACUUGAAGCUUUCGACCAAAACGAGCAUCCUCAUUAUGGCAACCAACCUAAAUUCUGGAAUUAUAAAUUCGACGUUCCAGAAUUCGUUCGUCUCGUUUUAAAAGCGCGAUCGUGGGUGCUCGAGCAUGACCGUUUUUCUCACUUACGUCACGAUGAGCUGUAAUGACGUCACGUUUAGGUAUAAUGACGUCACGUUUUGUUAUUAUCACGUCACGUUACCCAUUGUGAAGACGGAAUAUUUUAGAUAUUUGUUGUAAUAAUGGAAUGCCCCGGUUUGAUGACGUCACAAUCUAAGAAACAUGUAGUCGGUGCAGUAGAACUAUUUAUUAUGAUGUCAUAAAGACAUCGAUGUUAUAAUAGUUGAAUAUUUUCAUAGAAAUUUUAUAUCGCGAGUAUUUUUAUAGCAAAAUAUAUUUUCAGGUUUCUAUA
Molecule: messenger RNA, 1794 nt
Organism: Ciona intestinalis (vase tunicate)
Lineage: Eukaryota; Metazoa; Chordata; Ascidiacea; Phlebobranchia; Cionidae
Source: RefSeq